Sporothrix brasiliensis 5110 is the source of this 1161-nucleotide messenger RNA. Its product is annotated as 2-dehydropantoate 2-reductase. The record is from RefSeq and is a predicted model, not a curated record. Gene Ontology annotation, cellular component: cytoplasm. The transcript is spliced from 3 exons. Bases 1 to 1161 code for a protein of 386 amino acids. Gene Ontology annotation, molecular function: oxidoreductase activity. NCBI's taxonomy places the organism in Eukaryota, Fungi, Ascomycota, Sordariomycetes, Ophiostomatales, Ophiostomataceae.
AUGGCCCAUUCUUCUGCCUCCCCUGUUCCUGCGGCCGAUCCGUCCAAGCCGGCCCACAUCGUCUUUGUCGGAGCUGGCGCCGUGGGAUGUUUCUAUGCAUCGAGACUUCAUUACCCUGAUCACAACAUUCACGUUUCGUUGAUUGGCCGUUCCAACUACGCAGCCCUCGCCAAGGACGGCGUGCAGCUGCACACCCACACAUUCGGCGAUUAUGUCUUCCAUCCCCAUGCCGUCUACCCGUCCGCCAACGCCGCCGGCGGUGUUGCGUCUAGUGGUGCAGGCAGCUCGUCCGAUGCCGUGCCACCACCGCCACCAGGUGGCUGGGACUUUGUCGUCGUGACCACCAAGGCGCUGCCGGACCGGGUUGACGAUUCGGGCACAAUUGCGCCGCUGGUCGGGCCGAAGUCGACCAUUGUUCUGAUUCAAAACGGCGUGGGUGUCGAGGCUCCGUACCGCGCCCGUUUCCCCGACACACCCAUCAUCAGCGGCGUCACAGUGGUCAGCGCGGAACAGAUCAAACCCGGCGUCAUUCGCCAGAACCGCUGGACGCGUCUGCACAUUGGGCCCUACACUACGUCGGCUGAGUCGUCGUCUUCGCCUUCGUCGCCGCCCUCCGUACAGAUUGAUGAAAACAGCCCUCUCGCAAAGCGGGGCACCGAGGCAACCUUGCAGCUGACCGACUGGUGGACGCGUCUCGGUGGCAUUCGCGACAUUGAUCCGCUCGAUGAGGUGGGCCUGCAGACGGUGCGCUGGCACAAGCUGUGCAUCAACGCGGCCUUCAAUCCGUCGGCCGUGCUGUCGGGCGGCCGCGGCAAUGCCGAUAUGGCGUCGGACCCAGAGCUGCGCAUCCACCUGCGCGCCGUCAUGGACGAGAUCUGGGCGGCCGCCCCUCGUAUUCUCGGCCGGCCCUUCCCCUCCGACCUAGCCAGCCCGGACAAGAUCCUGGCGAGCACCGACCGCAACAAGGGUGCGCGGCCGAGCAUGCUGCUGGACUGGGAAGCCGGUCGGCCUCUGGAGCUCGAGGUCAUUGUCGGCAACCCGGUCCGCAUAGCCCGCGCACGCGGCGUCGAGCUGCCGCGCAUGCAGAGUCUGUAUGCCCUGCUCCGGAGCUCACAGGCUGUGCGGGAACAGACGAAGAACAAGGACAAGGGAAAACUGUAA